Molecule: messenger RNA, 390 nt
Organism: Triticum turgidum subsp. durum (durum wheat)
Lineage: Eukaryota; Viridiplantae; Streptophyta; Magnoliopsida; Poales; Poaceae
Source: the annotation of a GenBank genome assembly
AUGGCUCCCAGCUGCUGCUGGCUCCUUGCCUUCGCCUGGGUUUGGUGGCUGCCACUGCUGCUCGUAGCGGCCGAGGAGGCUCGAGGGGAAGGCUGCUCGGCCAAAUGCGGCAACGUCACCAUCUCCCACCCGUUCUGGCUCACUGACAUAGAGGCGGGAAGAUCAUGUGCCCCUCCAGACUUCGAGGUUACUUGCUUCAACAACAGUUCUCCAGUUCUGCGGAGCUCUAUACCCUUCAGUUUUCGUUUUGCAAUCAUCAACAUCUCCUACGAGGAAGACAGAUUGCAUGUCGUUGAUGAAGGGAAAAUGCAAAUACUGCCAACCUCCAAUAGCUGCCAAGUACCUCCGUCAAACUGGGCCACCCCUUUCGGGUCGACCCGGGCAGCCUGA